Lingula anatina is the source of this 2266-nucleotide messenger RNA. Its product is annotated as carbohydrate sulfotransferase 15-like. Gene Ontology annotation, biological process: hexose biosynthetic process. The record is from RefSeq and is a predicted model, not a curated record. Gene Ontology annotation, molecular function: N-acetylgalactosamine 4-sulfate 6-O-sulfotransferase activity. Lineage: Eukaryota; Metazoa; Brachiopoda; Lingulata; Lingulida; Lingulidae.
UUUAAUAGUCAUUGCGUGACGCUUUCAAAUAAAGUUCCUACUCAAUACAAUGGGACUAGUUAUGCCGCCGACUUGUCCUUGGUGAUAAGGUGCAUUUUGACUGCGGCGUUCAUGUUAGCAGGCAUAUGUACGUAUUCCCAUACUGGUCUUCAUCGCAGGCUGACGCUCUUAAUUCAGUGGUCGGAAUUAGUCGGGCUCCAUACGACUCAGGUGUGAAUAGGAACAUUAAUCGACCAAAAUGUCAGAUAUGUGUUGUUCUUAACCUCGUUAGCGGGCAGAGCAAGUGUAAUACGUUUGGGAGUUAGCGCUUCUAAAACGCAAGCGAGAAACUACUCACCAGGGCAGUGAAACCAACCCUGCAUAGGAUAUCUAUUUAUUUCAGGUGGAUUCAUAAUAGCGAGAGCGGGGAUAUCCAUGCUGCAUCAAGAACGGACUGGGUUGAGAUUCACGCUUUAUUCUCUGCAACAGAAACAGCUGCAGACACAGCUAUUUUAGCCUGUCUUUUAUUCUUGGAGAAGAUGGCGAAACGAAUUGUGUCAGCCUGUAUGGGUUAACUCAGGUUGGAAUCAAAAGGACAUUUAAAGCAUGUCUUAAUGACAGAAUAAGAAUCACCCGCUUUAAUUUGCGUGGACCAAGAUUAAUAAGGCCGUGCACAUAACAAUCGACAAUCGUUCGAACCGGAUUGAACACACUCGCAGAGCAUGGCGACUUGUUUUACUUGCGGAUUGAAGGGGAGGAAUUUAGUAUUCACUGCCCUGUUUUGCAUUUCAGCCUUUGGUCUAACUACCUAUUUGGGCUUUAAUGGACAAUUCCAACAUCGUCGAAUGCAUUUUAUAUUUCGAGAACAUAAACCCAUGCACCAUCAGUUUGGUUUGGAGAACCCGGGGGGAAAUGGACAGAAAUUAACAUUAAAUCUUGAGAAACCGCCAUCAGAUCUGGAGACUUAUCGAUUUCCGGCUGGUCUGUCAGAGGGGAUGAAGAAGAGCAUAGAGAAAAGUGUUCGUUGGAUGACAGGUUUGAAGGAACCACCAAAAUUCCUUCCCGAAUACAAAAACCCGUGUUGGUACGAAGACUUCGAUCCUUUAAUUGGAAAAGGGAAAAUAUACAGAGACAACUGGUACGGAAGGUUCCAUCCUUACGCUAAGAAAAACAGUAACGCUUUUAAGUCGUGGGAAUUCAAUUUGUAUUCCUGGUGGUCUCAAAACAAAAAACGGUUACGGUGCAUACCAUAUUUCUACCUGGCAGGAAUUGCCAAGUGCGGAACAACGGACCUGUUUCAGCGGAUCCUGAGUCAUCCUGACGUCGCCGAUGGUUUGCUGAAGAUGUCACAGUGGUGGGGGAGAUUAGCAUAUAAUACCGCAGCAGGCAACGGGAGUGGAGUGCCAUUCAUAGACUUUGUGGACCUCUUUGAUUACCCUGCAAGAGUGAUCGAAAAAUAUACCUGUACAACUUGUCCAAAGCUGCACCAUCAAAUAGUCGGUGAUUACAGCACCAAUACUUUGUUUGAUAACGACUACUGGAUCCGAUUGUUGGGCAACAAUCCCCAGCUUCACGAGCCAAACAUAACCACAGCGCAUUACAUACGCUACUUUCAACCAGGGGCCAAAAUUUUGGCCAUAUUUAGGGAACCGACUGAGAGGCUAUACUCAGAUUAUCUUUUCUUCUACAAAGGCGUGAAAUCCCCAGAGAGAUUCCACUCGCUGGCGAAGCAAGCUGUAGAAUUGUUUGACAACUGCACCAAAACCUUCUCUGUGAGAAGCUGUGCUUACAAUCGAACUCUUCACUCUCAGGAGGCUUUACGGAUUGUUCGCCUCCGUGUUGGGUUAUAUCAUGUGUACGUGAACGACUACCUGAGGGUGUUCCCGCGUGACCAGCUUUUAUUCCUAAGGCUGGAAGAUUACCAUAACAACAUGAAUGAAUCCUUAAACAGAGUUUACAAUUUUCUGGGCCUACGUGAUCUGAAUGCGAGAGAAGAGUACAAAGUGUUAAGAAAAGGGGCGGUGAAUUCUCGGUCAAAAAACAACACUAAAAUCGGUGACGCCUUGGAGCGUACGAAGAUUCUUCUUAGAAACUUUUAUGCAAAGCAUAACGAUCUCCUGGCAGAGGCCUUGGGGGAUGAUGGGUUCAAAUGGCAUGCAAAUGAAAUAAAACAGCCAGCUGAUAACGGACCAGAGAAAAUAGCCAGUUGAUGACCGACCAAUUGUGAAGUAGCCAGUAAAACUACUUAUACCCCCUUUACACUGGACGGCGUCCUUUCUGCGUCCUU